Molecule: messenger RNA, 1018 nt
Organism: Acanthisitta chloris (rifleman)
Lineage: Eukaryota; Metazoa; Chordata; Aves; Passeriformes; Acanthisittidae
Gene: EDEM2
Product: ER degradation enhancer, mannosidase alpha-like 2
Exons: 8
Biological process (GO): endoplasmic reticulum mannose trimming; mannose trimming involved in glycoprotein ERAD pathway; carbohydrate metabolic process
Cellular component (GO): membrane; endoplasmic reticulum
Molecular function (GO): mannosyl-oligosaccharide 1,2-alpha-mannosidase activity; calcium ion binding
Source: RefSeq, a predicted model, not a curated record
CUUCUCCCUCACGCUGAUCGACGCCCUGGACACGCUGCUGAUCCUGGGCAAUGUGUCUGAGUUUCAGCGUGUGGUCAAUGUGCUGCAGGAAGGAGUGGACUUCGAUAUUGAUGUCAAUGCAUCUGUCUUUGAAACUAACAUUCGAGUGGUGGGAGGGCUCCUCUCUGCUCACCUGCUGUCCAAGAAGGCUGGUGUGGAGGUCGAGGCAGGUUGGCCAUGCUCGGGGCCUCUCUUGAGGAUGGCAGAGGAAGCAGCUCGCAAACUGCUGCCAGCUUUUCAGACCCCAACUGGGAUGCCAUAUGGCACAGUGAACCUGCUGCAUGGAGUGAACCCUGGGGAGACCCCAGUUACCUGUACUGCUGGAAUUGGCACCUUUAUAGUGGAAUUUGCCACUUUAAGCCACCUUACUGGUGACCCAGUGUUCGAGGAUGUUGCCAGGAAGGCUUUGAAGGCACUGUGGAAAAAUCGCUCUGAUAUUGGCCUGGUUGGUAACCACAUUGAUGUGAUCACUGCCAAGUGGGUGGCCCAGGAUGCUGGCAUUGGGGCAGGAGUGGACUCCUACUUUGAGUACCUGGUCAAAGGAGCCAUUCUCCUGCAGGACAAGGAGCUGAUGUCCAUGUUUCUAGAAUAUAACAAAGCUAUCAAAAAUUACACCAAGUUUGAUGACUGGUACCUCUGGGUUCAGAUGUACAAAGGAACAGUGUCCAUGCCUGUGUUUCAGUCCCUGGAGGCUUACUGGCCAGGCCUACAGAGCCUAAUUGGGGAUGUGGAUAAUGCCAUGAGGACCUUCCUCAACUAUUACACUGUGUGGAAGCAGUUUGGGGGCCUGCCUGAGUUCUACAACAUUCCCCAGGGCUACACAGUGGACAAGAGAGAGGGAUAUCCACUCAGGCCUGAGCUGAUUGAGAGUGCAAUGUACCUGUACCGUGCCACGAGAGAUCCCACACUCCUGGAGCUGGGAAGAGAUGCAGUGGAGUCCAUAGAGAAAAUCAGCAAGGUGGACUGUGGAUUUGCAACU